UUUCCCAGGCAACAUCGGCUCUUACCAGCAGACACGUCGACGAGCCAUGGCACAUGAUUCGCAUUGGACCAGCAAGAUCCCGCAAAUUGUAUGGCGUGGCACAGUCUGGUACAACCAGGCCAUCCGGGGCGGUUUAACCGAGGCAGCAAAGGGCAAGUCCUGGGCUGACGUCAGUGCCAUGGACUGGAGUACCAAAGACAACUACAUGACUGUGGAUGAGAUGUGCCGGUAUGCCAUGACAGCACAUACCGAAGGCGGAAGCUAUUCCGGGCGAUUGAAAUUCCUGCUGAAUUGCGAUUCACUCACCGUCAUUCACGAUCUGACCUGGCGGACGUAUUUCUAUCACCUCCUGGAGAAAGAAGGACCCAACCAGAAUUAUGUCGCGGUGCGGCGUGAUUUCAGUGACCUCGAGGACAAAGUCCAAUACUAUCUUGAGCAUCCCGAUGAAGCGGAGCAUGUCGUGCAAAACUCGGUGGCGACGUUCCGGAAUCGGUAUCUAGCACCAGCAGCCCAGUCAUGCUACCUGCGAAAAUUGAUCCAGGGGUACAGUACAGUCGCACAAACUCCCAACAUAUAUCGUCCGCCGAAGGAAGGACAGACGAUACCGAUGAGAAGAGGAAGAGGUUUCGAGGACUGGUUGCAGGGCGGAGAAGAUUAUACCGAGGAGCAAGACAAUCCGUAGAGCACAUUCCGCCUUUCUGUUUGUUACAUCUUUGAGGUUGGCCAGGUCCUGGUCAAAUGUGUAUUAUUCUUGAAUUCGAAGCAAUCGUCAGAUCUCGC
Dissoconium aciculare CBS 342.82 is the source of this 780-nucleotide messenger RNA. RefSeq lists its product as uncharacterized. The record is from RefSeq and is a predicted model, not a curated record. The transcript has a single exon. Bases 47 to 682 code for a protein of 211 amino acids. NCBI's taxonomy places the organism in Eukaryota, Fungi, Ascomycota, Dothideomycetes, Mycosphaerellales, Dissoconiaceae.